Messenger RNA from Vigna angularis (adzuki bean), 2229 nucleotides. Its product is annotated as receptor-like protein EIX2. Gene Ontology annotation, molecular function: protein binding. Lineage: Eukaryota; Viridiplantae; Streptophyta; Magnoliopsida; Fabales; Fabaceae. The coding region runs from base 112 to 2073 and encodes 653 amino acids. The record is from RefSeq and is a predicted model, not a curated record. The transcript has 2 exons.
GAGUUUGGUGAUUUAUGAACAGUGGAUGCAUGCAUUGAAUGUUAUAUAUAUGAAUGCCAAUCUAGUCUGAGCACUGACACUCACUGCAUUAUCUAUAAGUUUUUGUGUGUGAUGAUAACACCGACAACCAUGUCAAUGAAGAAUCCAGUUGGUUUAAGAUUGAUGAUGUUUAUUCUGUUUGUGGUGUCGCAGGUUGUUAAUGGAGAACAGCAAAUCAGAUGCCUUCCAAAGGAGAGGGAAGCACUCCUCCAAUUCAAGGCUGCCAUUGAUGACAACGACAUGCUCUCAUCUUGGAUCACUCCUCACUGCUGCCAAUGGGAGGGGAUUCGCUGCAGCAACCUCACCUCCCAUAUUAUAAGCCUCGACCUUCAUGGAGAUGGAGAAGAACGUUAUAUGAGCGGAGAGAUCCACAAGUCGUUGAUGGAGUUGCCACAAUUACAGUAUUUGAACCUCAGUCAUAAUGAUUUUCCAGACAGUCCCAUCCCAGAGUUUCUUGGUUCUCUCAAAAACUUGAAAUACCUUGAUCUCUCUUCAUGUUAUUUUGGCGGAAGAAUUCCAAGUCAAUUAGGCUCUCUUUCUCAUUUGGAAUACUUAAAUCUUGCUUAUAAUUCUCUGAACGGAUCAAUCCCUUAUCAGCUUGGAAAUCUCUCCCAAUUGCAGCAUCUUGAUCUCAGAAGCAAUUAUUUCGAAGGAAAUAUACCUCCUCAACUUGGAAAUCUCUCCCAAUUGCAUGAGCUCUAUCUUGGAGGAUAUUAUGGUAAUCCCAAAAUUAGUGACGGAGGUCAGUGGCUCUCAAAUCUCAUUUUUUUAACCCAUCUUUACUUGUACUCUGUAUCAAAUCUUACUUCUCAUACUUGGUUGCAAGUGAUUGCAAAGCUACCCAAACUAAGAGAACUAAGUUUAGUUGAUUGUAGCCUUUCCGAUCAUUUCAUUCUGUCAUCCGUGCCUGCUAAGUUUAAUUCUUCUAGUUCCCUCUUUGUCCUUGAUCUUUCUCGUAACACCUUCACAUCACCAAUGGUAUUCCAGUGGGUCUCAAACAUCACUUCCAACCUUGUUGACCUUGACCUUAGUCGUAACCUCUUGAAGGGUUCCACAUCAAGUGAUUUUGGCAACGUCAUGAAUUCGCUUAGGCAUCUUCACCUCUCCAUUAAUAAUUUCAAGGCCAGGGAUUUGAAAUCCUUUAAUAAUAUAUCCACCUUACAUUCUUUAUACAUGGCUUCAAACAAUUUGACUGAAGGCCUUCCAUCCAUUCUUAGUAACUUGUCCAGUGGAUGCGUUAGACACUCAUUGCAAGAAUUGGAUCUGUCAGGGAAUCACAUCACUGGCACUUUGUCUGACAUUUCAGUAUUCUCCUCUUUGAAAACAUUGCUUCUUGAAUUAAAUCGGUUAACUGGAAGGAUACCGGAAGGUGUGAAGUUACCGUCCACUUUGGAGUAUUUGUCAGUUGAGUCAAAUUUCUUACAAGGUGGAAUUCCAAAAUCAUUUGGCAAUGCAUGUUCUUUGUUUUUAUUGGACAUCUCUAUGAAUGGCCUGACUGAUGAGCUUCCGAUGAUAAUUUCUCACUUGUCUGGAUGUGCUAGAUAUUCAUUGCAAGUAUUACAUCUAGACGUGAAUCAAAUCAAUGGCACACUACCUGACUUCUCAACAUUCACAUCUUUAAAAGAUUUAUAUCUUUCUGAAAAUAAGCUAAAUGGAGAGAUUCCUAAGGACAUUCAAUUUCCACCUAAAUUGGAAGACCUCGACAUCUCUUCAAAUUGUUUAAAGGGUGUGCUGACUGACUACCACUUUUCUAAUAUGUCUAAGUUAGAGUACUUGGAUUUAUCUGACAACUCAUUGGGCUUGGCAUUUACUCAAAACUGGGUUCCACCUUUUCAAUUGCUAUCUAUAUACUUGAGAUCCUGCCAGCUAGGUCCAACAUUUCCCAUGUGGUUGCAGACACAAAAUAAAUUUGUCCAUAUUGACAUUUCAAAUGCUACAAUAUCAGAUAUUACUCCUGAAUGGUUUUGGGCUAAAUUACCUCUACAAAAAGUGAUGACAGUGAAUAUUUCAUACAACAAUCUACAAGGCACUUGAAAUCCAUCCUCUUGGACGACUCCACCUUUGAGCUUGUUAUGUUUGGACAAGGCAAUAGUUUCAUUAAAUUAUAAACGCCAUUAAGCAUUGUGCUUGUAGUGAAAAAUAAAUUGUCAUACAUAUUAUUAGCAAUUCACUCUUUUUUUUUUCUUAUAA